Messenger RNA from Prunus armeniaca (apricot), 240 nucleotides. NCBI's taxonomy places the organism in Eukaryota, Viridiplantae, Streptophyta, Magnoliopsida, Rosales, Rosaceae. The record is from the annotation of a GenBank genome assembly.
AUGUCAGACCUGAUUAGACGUCGUAGGGCGGUGAUGACUACACAAAGUUCGGAGCCCCCGGCUCAGCCGGCAUCUACUGCCACUGCGCCGGCACUGAUGGACUACUUAGCAGUUGGUCUCGUGGGGUCCCAGGCGCCUGCUUCAUCGGCUUCAUCGGUGGCGCAGCCUGUUUGCGCUAGGCGGCGUCAUCGUUCCACCAGCACCACUGACACCACAUCGACUGAUGCGUCGGGGUCAUAG